This is a messenger RNA of Bipolaris victoriae FI3, 2649 nucleotides long. RefSeq lists its product as hypothetical. Gene Ontology annotation, cellular component: nucleus; mitochondrion. The coding region runs from base 1 to 2649 and encodes 882 amino acids. The transcript has a single exon. Gene Ontology annotation, molecular function: ATP binding; DNA ligase (ATP) activity; DNA binding. Lineage: Eukaryota; Fungi; Ascomycota; Dothideomycetes; Pleosporales; Pleosporaceae. Gene Ontology annotation, biological process: DNA recombination; DNA repair; lagging strand elongation. The record is from RefSeq and is a predicted model, not a curated record.
AUGAGUCUCACAUUCAAUGCUAUCUGUAGCCUAUUGCAAGACGUUGAGAAUAUUUCCACGAAUGGACCACGACCACCUUCAAAGCAGGAACAAGAGGUCAUCCAGCAGGCUGUUUCGGACUGGUUCCAAAACCAGAGAGCUGCCAUUGACGAUCCAGAUACGGAUGGCGGAGCUGUGCUCUCCAUCUUACUUCCGCACCAAAGGAAAGACCGCGUGUACGGUUUGCAAGCGCCCUUGCUCGCGAAGAAACUCGCACGCCUACUCACCUUCAGUCAUGGACAGCGCACGCUAUUCGAAAGCUGGAAGACGGGCACCUAUGGCGACCUGGGCGCAUACGUCGAACGCGCCAUGAAGCCUUGGGAUGGUACCUUUUCCAGCAAACCACACAUCACAAUCAAAAGAGUUAACUGCCUGUUGGUGCAAUUGGCGGCCGGUUGUAGAUUCUCGGACGAAAAGACCAGAAGACUUCGUGAUCCGGGGUUUAACAUCGACAACAAACUUAAAAGUAUCAUCACGAGGCUCGAGUCGUGGGAAGCAAAAUGUUUAGUCCGCCUUCUACUUCGAGACUACUGCACUAUCGAAUUGGACGAAAGAGUUGUAACGCGGCACUAUCACUUUCUGUUACCGGAGCUAUUGGCGUUUCAGAACGACUACGAGGCAGCCUUUGAUGUACUCAAAGGUGAACUUAGUUCUUAUCCGGCCGUACCUGAGUCGUGGGAAGAGGAACCCAUGCGCGUUGAGGCAGCGAAAAGACUAAAGGCUAGGGUCGGUGUCAAGAUUGGGCGACCGACCUUCCUAAAAGCAUGGUCGUUCAGCAACUGCUUGAAGCUUGUUGGCGAUGGCGUCUGGGCUGCCGAAGUCAAAUACGACGGCGAGUACUGCGAGAUCCACGUUGAUUUGGAAAAUGAAAAUAGCAACCUGCGAAUCUUCUCCAAGAAUGGCAAAGAUGCAACUGCAGAUCGUACUGCUCUACACGGCACAAUCCGCAGUGCUCUUCGUAUAGGCCAGCCAGAUGCCUUGUUCAAAAAGAACUGCAUCGUUACCGGUGAAAUGGUGGUAUACAGCGAUAAGGAGAAGAAGAUACUGCCAUUCUCCAAGAUUCGCAAGUAUGUCACGCGCUCAGGAUCCUUCAAAGUCACAUUAAACAGCUCUGCGGUGCAUCAACAGGAACAUCUCAUGAUUGUCUUCUUUGACGUCUUAACUAUAGAUGAUGAGCCCGUUUUGCGUCACUGCCUCGAGGACCGCCGCAAAAUUCUUCACAAACUUAUCCAUGCCGUACCGGGUCGGUCCAUGCUCUCAGAGUGGACCUUGUUGGAUUUUAAGACAGGGAAUGGUAUAACAGACCUUAAACAGACAUUCGCCCGCACCCUAGCCGAUCGCCAAGAAGGAUUGGUACUGAAACCGUUGCAAGCGCCCUAUCUGCCCUUGCUAUCUGAGCAAGGCGACCGUCAAACAGGUUUCUUCAUCAAGGUCAAGAAGGAUUAUCUAGCUGAUAUGGGCGAUGAGCGAGACUUGGGCGACUUCGCUGUCAUUGGAGCCAGUUUUGAUGCGCAGGCUGCAACGAAGACGACUCUAAAGCCUCUACACUGGACGCACUUUUACCUAGGAUGCUGCAUAAACAGGGAUGCGGUCCUACUGACAGGGGCCAAGCCCAGGUUCACUGUCGUCGCUAGUUUGAGCGUUGAAAAGUGUAUCCCAAGGUCUGACGCAAAGUACCUGAACAUCCAGGGCUAUAUCCGUCAGACCACUUUGCAUGAGGGUGGUGCCACUACUGAAUUUGACAUGAUAAAUCUCAGGGACCACUACUACUAUAGCCGGCGUAUGACUGUCGCCUUUAGAAGCCCCUUGAUUGUUGAGAUUCUGGGGGGAGGCUUCGACAGGUUGCCUCAUGCGUCAUUUGAGAUGCUACGUCAUCCGCGGGUUACGAAGAUUCACCAUGAUAGGUCGUGGGAGGAUGCGGUUACCAUGCAGGAUCUGGAGCGCAUGGCGAAGGAGAAAUUUUCAGUGCCUGAUGCGGAUAAGCUUGAUGGGCAUGCGAGAGAUGUUGCUUUGUUGGUUGAGAAGUAUGCCAGGGAGAGAAAGAGGUCUCAGGACACUGCUGCUACGGAGUGUACGACGGAGAAGUCACAGCGGAUGAGUCCUUGUCUUUUGCAAGAGACGCCGCGGAGUCCACCCACAGAGGCUGAAUCCCCUGUGUCAUCUGGUGGUUCUGAGGUGCAAAAGAUGCAAUUUGAUACUGACACUGAUAUUAAUACUGACGCGUCGAGUUCUGAUGGUUCUGCUGACAAAAGUGUUCAGGCCAAGGGUAUACGCGCUUCCCGCGAAUUAAGGUCAUGCAAAGCUACUCUUAAGAAAGUGAGUGCCUUGGCCCCAGACCCACAGAGUCUGACGGCACUAGAGGUGGCUAGCUCAACUGUUAGUGACACCAGCCUGCUAUCUGGUGUUGUGACAAGCAAGAGGCGGAGCCUCGUCGAACCCAUUAGUCCGCCGAAGAUUAAACGGAGAAAGAGCCGCUGUCCACUGCAGGUCUCGGAUGGGAAUCGGCAGGUGAGCCGCUUGGAUUUGGACUUGGACAUGGGUAAGCAGAGCGGUUGUAUAUCUGGGGGAGAAGGAACAGAAGACGAAAAUAGGCUGUCGAAAGAAGAAUAG